Molecule: messenger RNA, 4032 nt
Organism: Diprion similis
Lineage: Eukaryota; Metazoa; Arthropoda; Insecta; Hymenoptera; Diprionidae
Gene: mle
Product: dosage compensation regulator
Exons: 9
Coding region: 81-3818 (1245 amino acids)
Biological process (GO): positive regulation of transcription by RNA polymerase II; regulation of mRNA processing
Cellular component (GO): intracellular anatomical structure; nucleolus; ribonucleoprotein complex
Molecular function (GO): 3'-5' DNA helicase activity; double-stranded RNA binding; ATP binding
Source: RefSeq, a predicted model, not a curated record
GUGCAGGGUAAAUCUUGGGUAAAUCUUAAAGACUAAUAAAGACUGUGAAAUCGUAAUCAGGUGUCACUCGACAGUUGAUAAUGGGUGAUAUCAAGGCAUUUCUGCAUCAAUGGUGUGCCAAGAAUGGACACGAUCCACAGUUCGACGUUAGACCAACCGGCCCGAAGAAUCGACAGCGGUUCUUGUGUGAACUCCGAGUAUCCGGCUACAAUUAUGUCGGCGCUGGUAAUUCGACCAACAAAAAAGACGCCCAGGGCAAUGCGGCACGCGAUUUUGUGAAUUAUCUUGUUCGCAUGGCGAUUGUCAAUCCGAAUGAUAUACCUGUGGAUAUUGGAACGCCUGCUUCUACUACGCUUACUCCGAGCGAUCUUCCUGGAGACUCGUUUGCCCCAGCGAGACCUGUUUUUCAAGAUGGAAUGGGCCCCAAUGAAAUGGGUCAGGCUUACAGACCUUACAACGAAAGGGGACAGGGAAAUUAUACCUACAUCGACAGGAUCGCGGAACAAAAGAAAGUUGAGGAGGCAGAGGACCUGGACGUCAAUGCUGGAAUUCAUGGAAAUUGGACAAUAGAAAAUGCCAAGUCCAAACUCCACCAGUUUUUGCAAACUAACAAAAUUAAUGCAGAUUAUAAAUAUACCCCUGUCGGUCCAGAUCACACUAGGAGCUUUAUGGCUGAAAUGACGAUCUAUGUGAAGAAACUUGGACGAAAUGUUACAGGGCGAGAAACUGGUUCAAACAAACAGACUGCAUCUAAAAGCUGUGCAUUGUCUCUAGUCCGACAAUUGUAUCAUCUCGGUAUUAUUGAAGCGUUCAGUGGAACGCUGAAAAAGAACAAGGAAAGUGAAAAUAUGAAGCCAUAUCCGGUUAAAAUUGCACCUGAAUUGGAAACGCAGGUCCUUGAGGUUUUAGAAAGCCUCGAUGUUGCCCCAAUUAGCAAUUUCAACCCGCCACAGGCUCAGUCGGAAAAUUCUGGGGAAAUUACAAGUACCCCGUCAGGUGUAUCGUUGAUAACAAAUCAAGUUUUGGAUGAUUUUAUAUCUUCAAAACCGCAACCAGCUGGUGUAGUCAGUUGGUCUCCGCCUCAACCGAACUGGAAUCCGUGGGUUGGAUGUAACAUUGAUGAAGGGCCUCUGGCCACAAUUAGUUUGGACAAAAUGUCUGAGGACAUUAUGCUCGAUCAAAGAGAUCGGCUCCAGCAGGACACGACUCUUCAAAAAACUAUACAAGAAAGAUCUACACUUCCUGUAUUCGCCAAACGGAAUGAGAUCAUGGCGGCAAUCAACGACAACCCAGUUAUCAUUAUCAGGGGUAAUACCGGUUGUGGAAAAACUACUCAAGUUUGUCAAUUCAUUCUGGAUGACUACAUAUCUUCGGGACAAGGCGCGUAUUGCAGUAUAGCCAUCACACAGCCAAGGCGAAUCUCGGCUGUGUCUGUGGCAGACCGGGUAGCAGUCGAACGGUGCGAGCCGAUCGGUCAAGCUGUCGGAUAUUCCGUGAGGUUUGAAUCCUGUCUACCCCGACCUUAUGCCAGUAUGAUGUUCUGCACAGUCGGAGUACUCUUGAGGAAAUUGGAAGGUGGUCUCAGAGGUGUCUCUCACGUGAUAGUUGACGAGAUUCACGAACGUGACGUCAAUUCUGACUUCAUCAUGGUCGUUCUUCGUGAUAUGAUACACAUGUACCCUGAACUAAGAGUGAUAUUGAUGUCAGCUACUAUCGACACAACUUUGUUUAGCGAAUACUUCAACAAGUGUCCUGUCAUUGAAAUACCCGGAAGGGCAUUUCCUGUGCAACAAUAUUUUCUGGAAGAUUGCGUUCACUUGACCAAUUUUGUGCCACCAGCGGACACGCGAAAGAGGAAAAAUCGUGACUCUGACGAUAUUCCAGGCGACGGAGACCAAGAGGAAAACUACAACAAAAUUGUCAGUGGAAAUUAUUCUAUUCAGACGAAAAAUGCAAUGGCACAAAUGAGUGAGAAAGAAAUCAGCUUUGAACUUAUAGAAGCUCUGCUACAAUAUGUCAAAACUCAGAACAUUCCUGGAGCUGUACUGAUCUUCUUACCAGGAUGGAAUUUAAUUUUUGCUUUGAUGAAGCACCUGCAACAACAUCCAGCUUUUGGUGGCUCAAAUUACAUCAUUAUUCCGUUGCAUUCCCAACUGCCCCGUGAGGAUCAACGCAAAGUAUUUGAUCCAGUACCUACAGGUGUCACAAAAAUAAUUCUCGCUACAAACAUUGCUGAAACCUCCAUCACCAUUAAUGACGUAGUAUACGUCAUAGAUUCCUGCAAAGCCAAAAUGAAGCUCUUCACAUCGCACAACAAUAUGACUAACUACGCGACAGUAUGGGCUAGCAAAACUAAUUUGGAACAACGAAAAGGCCGAGCAGGUCGUGUCAAGCCUGGAUUCUGCUUUCACUUAUGCUCUCGUGCACGAUUUGAAAAAAUGGACGAACACAUGACUCCGGAAAUGUUCAGAACGCCUUUGCACGAACUGGCACUCAGCAUAAAGUUAUUGAGACUAGGAAGCAUUGGACAAUUUUUGUCAAAAGCAAUUGAACCUCCACCGCUUGACGCAGUCAUCGAGGCAGAGGUAAUGUUGAGAGAAAUGAAGUGUCUGGAUGCCAAUGAUGAACUAACGCCUCUCGGAAAAAUCUUGGCUCGUUUGCCGAUCGAACCACGCCUAGGCAAAAUGAUGAUUCUCGGAUGUAUAUUCAGAGUAGGCGAUGCAUUGUCUACAAUGGCAGCGAACAGUACAACAUUCCCAGAAGUCUACAACAUGGGCCCAGACAUGAGAAGACUUUCUUAUCAGCAAAAGUGGUUCGCUGGAGCCAGAUACAGUGAUCAUGUAGCUAUGCUGCACGCUUUUCAAGCGUGGGAAGAAGCUAGAGGCGGAGGAGAAUACGCCGAACAGGCCUUUUGUGAUUCAAAGAACUUAAGCUUACCCACGCUUAGGGUUACCUGGGAGGCGAAGAAUCAACUGCAAGCUCUUUUACAAAGCACUGGUUUUCCCGAAGAAACAUUGUGCCCGACACCAUUGAACUAUCAGGCUGGUUCUGAUGUUCGUCUUGAUACGAUUACCGCACUGCUAUGCAUGGGUCUCUAUCCAAAUGUUUGUUUUCAUAAAGAGAAACGAAAGGUUCUUACAAUGGAAUCCAAGUCUGCACUGAUUCACAAGACAUCCGUUAAUUGUAGCAACUUUGAGCAAAACUUCCCAUUCCCGUUCUUCGUCUUCGGCGAGAAGAUCAGAACUCGGGCAGUCUCCUGCAAGCAGAUGACAAUGGUGUCGCCUAUUCAUCUGCUGCUAUUUGGUUCUCGCCGAGUAGAAUAUGUCGAUAGCGUAGUGCGGUUAGACAACUGGAUAAACUUAGAUAUGAAGCCGGAAACAGCAGCGGCUAUUGUUGCGCUAAGACCAGCCUUGGAAAGCUUGGUAAUUAGAGCCAGCAAAGAUCCGGAAACGAUUUUGGAGCUAAGUCCUGUCGAAGAGAAGGUAUUGAUAGUGAUCAAGGCUCUCUGCGGGAUGAACGCCUGCCGCUUUGAAAUGGAUCAGAUAACUGGCGGAGGCUUCCAAUCUCGCAGACCACCGAGAGGACACUCAACUGGCUUUGGUUCUGGAGGUGGUAACAGACCGCCGCCGCCAAAAAUGAUGCGUGGAGGUGGUUUUCACGGAGAUAGAGGCGGGAGUUUUGGUCGCGGUGGUGAAAACAAUUACGGUGGCGGAGGUGGAGGCUAUGGUGCUCCGGGACGCAGUGGGUACAAUGGCAGAGGAGGAGGUGGUUUCAGAGGCAGAGGAAACUGGGGCGGUGGAUACCGUGGCGGAUACUAACGAGUAUUAAUUUAUCGCAGUACAAUAUACAUCACUUAAUUUUAAAUCGAGUCAAGCGUUAUCACGCGAUAAUGAUGAUAAGGCUACAAUGUAAGCCACAUUAACAAAGUAGGUAAUUCAUAAUUAGUCAGUGAGUGCUUAUGUCACACUUGAUGUAAUGAAGUUAUACAUGAGAUCGAAUCUUUCUGAAUAAAGAAAGAAUUAUUCAAAACAA